Messenger RNA from Aspergillus calidoustus, 1473 nucleotides. The record is from the annotation of a GenBank genome assembly. Lineage: Eukaryota; Fungi; Ascomycota; Eurotiomycetes; Eurotiales; Aspergillaceae.
AUGGGCGACCAACCAGCUGCCCCGCUCCCGGAGGGGAUCACGUCUCUGCUUGAUACUGAUCUCUACAAGCUGACUAUGCAAUGCGCAAUUCUCAAGUACUUCCCUGAUGUCCACGUCACCUAUGGAUUUACCAACAGAACCCCGCAGAUGAAGUUGACGCGGGGUGCAUAUAAAUGGAUGUUGGCCCAAAUGGAUAGACUUGCGAAUAUCCGAGUCACAGACGAAGAGAUAGAAUUCCUCAAAAAGCGAUGCUCCUACUUCAAUAACGCCUAUUUGGAAUUUUUGACGACAUUUAAACUCACACCUUCAGAGCAGAUUGAUAUCAAGUUUACACCUGAGAAAGAUACCGGUAGCGACAAUGACUUUGGCGAUAUUGAGUAUGUUGUCAAGGGCUUAUGGGUGGAAACCAUCCUCUACGAAAUCCCUCUUCUCGCCCUGACCAGCCAGGCAUACUUUAUGUUUAGUGACAAGGACUGGAACUACGAGUGCCAAGAAGAGAAGGCAUACCGGAAAGGCUAUGUCCUGCUGGAGAAUGGGUGUACUUUUUCGGAGUUCGGGACCCGGCGGCGUCGCGAUUACCAUACCCAGGAUCUGGUCAUGACGGGGCUAUGUCGGGCGGCGAGAGAAGGAAAGGCGAAGGGUCUUCCUGGUGUUUUCACCGGAACCAGCAACGUCCACUUCGCGAUGAAGUACGAUGUCGACCCUGUUGGAACAGUUGCGCACGAAUGGUACAUGGCCAUCGCAGCCAUCACGGACGACUACGAAAACGCAAACGAGCUUGCGCUGAAAUUCUGGCUCGGCUGCUUCGGUGAAGGCGUCCUCGGAAUCGCACUAACCGACACCUUCGGCACACCCGCGUUCCUCGACGCCUUCCGCAAACCCAUUCCCGCAUAUACCUCCGCCGGCGCCGGCGCAGUGACAACCUCAGCUUCAGGUCCCGGCACAACAGCAGAUUCCACUGUACAAAGUGAGGCAACAACAGAGCCCCCCAUUGCCGCACCGCUUGAAAAUGGACACGCGGAACCAACCAGCAAAACUUACGCUCAGGUUUAUACCGGUGUGCGCCAGGACUCGGGAGACCCCAUGUACUUUGUGAAGAUGGCCCGUGAUUUCUACGACAAGGAAGGCAUUACGGACACAAAGACAGUCGUAUUCUCAGAUUCAUUAAAUAUCGAGCACUGUCUUGAGUAUAAGGUCCUCGCCGAGGAGGCUGGGUUCAAGCCUGUCUUUGGUGUUGGCACUUUCUUUACCAACGAUUUCCUUAACACGACCACCGGCGAAAAGUCUAAACCUCUCAACAUUGUCAUCAAGAUCUCGUCAGCGAACGGGCGACCGGCCGUUAAGCUGAGCGACAACAUGGGCAAGAACACGGGCGAUAAGGAUACCGUGCAAUCUGUCAAGAAGAGACUGGGGUAUGUUGAGCAUGAGUGGGAGCAAGGGGAUGAGAGUAAUCGCUGGGCGAGGAAGAAUUAG